AUGUCCCACUCUGCAAUUGCCUCUCUUUUUCACUCUCUCCGUCCCACGCCCGGCUCCCUCCAUCCCACACCCCGCUCCCUCCAUCCUACGCCCCGCUCCCUCCAUCCCACACCCCGCUCCCUCCAUCCCACACCCGCCCCCUCCGUCCCAAACCCCGCUCCCUCCGUCCCACACCUCGCUCCCUCCGUCCCACACCCCGCUCCCUCCGUCCCACGCCCGCCCCCUCCGUCCCACACCCUGCCCCCUGCAUCCCACACCCCACCCCCUCCGUCCCACACCCGCUCCCUCCGUCCCACGCCCGCCCCCUCCGUCCCACACCCCGCUCCCUCCGUCCCACACCCCGCCCCCUCCGUCCCACACCCCGCUCCCUCCCUACGCCCCGCUCCCUCCGUCCCACACCCCGCCCCCUCCGUCCCACGCCCCGCCCCCUCCGUCCCACACCCCGCCCCCUCCGUCCCACGCCCCGCCCCCUCCAUCCCACACCCCGCCCCCUCCGUCCCACACCCCGCCCCCUCCGUCCCACGCCCCGCCCCCUCCGUCCCACACCCCGCCCCCUCCGUCCCACACCCCGCCCCCUCCGUCCCACGCCCCGCCCCCUCCGUCCCACACCCCGCCCCCUCCGUCCCACGCCCCGCCCCCUCCGUCCCACACCCCGCUCCC
Molecule: messenger RNA, 660 nt
Organism: Mobula hypostoma (lesser devil ray)
Lineage: Eukaryota; Metazoa; Chordata; Chondrichthyes; Myliobatiformes; Myliobatidae
Product: splicing factor 3A subunit 2-like
Exons: 2
Source: RefSeq, a predicted model, not a curated record